Molecule: messenger RNA, 1601 nt
Organism: Erythranthe guttata (spotted monkey flower)
Lineage: Eukaryota; Viridiplantae; Streptophyta; Magnoliopsida; Lamiales; Phrymaceae
Product: Protein with RING/U-box and TRAF-like domain
Biological process (GO): multicellular organism development; ubiquitin-dependent protein catabolic process
Cellular component (GO): cytoplasm
Molecular function (GO): ubiquitin protein ligase activity; protein binding; zinc ion binding
Source: RefSeq, a predicted model, not a curated record
CUGACACAGCUUAUGUCUAUUCUCAGCUUAUAAAAACUUUUUCUUUUCUCUUGAAUGGGAGAUGUCUGUUCCAAAUAUACACAAAAUCAGCAUUAAAUUAAAUAUAGUAUUAAAAAAAUAGAAAAAAAUAGAAAAAUAGAAAGCCAAUACAGUGAAAUGUGGACUAUACUUCAACUGUUCAACUGACAAUACUGACCCAAAAUUAAAAUUCAAAAAACAGUGAAACGGUGCAAGUUAGCAACAAUUAAAAUUUCACAACUACAUUCCCUUCUCCCCAUACCCAAAUCCAAUAACAAAAUCAAAACUUUUUUCUUUCUCUUGUUCUUUUGUACUAAAAGGAAAAGACAAGAACAGUGUAAAAGGGUAAUUUUUUAGAAGACAAAGUAUAAGACAGACACAAUUGCUUAUUUGCUGCAUGGCCAUUUCAAUCUCUUUGAGCCCAGGCUCUAAAUACUGUGGAGUAGAAUACACAUUGGAUCUCUAGUUCAAUAAUGGCUCAAGGGGGUGGUGGUUCUUGCAAAGUGGCCGUUAAAUCACAUUCGAAAUACGCAAAUUAUGAUACAUCAACUAUGAAGGCAGAAAUCGGUAGUGCUCCUAUAGUAAAACGAGCGGAAAAACACAGCAUAGAUGAUGUUCACGAGCUUCUUCGGUGCCCUACUUGUGCAGAUUCAAUGUUUCCUCCCAUUCACCAGUGUCCGAAUGGACACACGAUGUGUACAAACUGCAGAAGAGUGCACAACUGCUGCCCGACUUGUCGAAUUGAACUCGGGAAUAUUAGGUGUUUAGCUUUGGAAAAAGUCGCGGAAUCUUUGGAGCUACCCUGCAGAUACCAAAAUCUUGGAUGUAAUGAAUUGCUUCCUUAUUACAGCAAGAUCAAGCACGAGAAGCAGUGUUCAUCUCGGCCGUACACCUGUCCGUAUGCCAGCUCAGAGUGCUGUGUGACCGGUGAUAUCCCGUUUCUCAUGGCCCACCUCAAGGAGGAGCACUCUGUCGAUAUGCACGAUGGAUGCACUUUCAACCACAGAUACGUUAAAUCGAAUCCGCAUGAAGUCGAAAACGCCACGUGGAUGCUAACCGUAUUCAAUUGUUUCGGGAGACAGUUUUGUUUGCACUUUGAAGCAUACUUACUAGGAGCAUCGUCCCCCGUCUACAUGGCGUUCGUGCGAUUCAUGGGUGAGGAAAAAGAUGCCAAGAAAUUCGGCUACACAUUGGAAGUGGGGUCGUUUGGGCGUAAGUUGAUGUGGCAAGGGGUCCCGCGAAGUAUACGUGACUGUCACAAGAAGGUUCGUGACAGUCAAGACGGACUUAUCAUUCCCAGGAGCUUGGCUCUCUACUUCUCUGCUGGCGACAAUCGAGAGCUUAAGCUGAGAGUUACUGGACGGAUAUGGAAGGUGUAGUAACUUUGUUACGCGAUCGGAAUUUGUACAGCUUGUCGAAAGCCGUAGGUUUAAUGUUAUUACCAUAUGCUUGAUUUUGUUGCAUUAUUAAUUAAAUGGUACUUUUUGAAAAAGGUUCACAAUGUAUUAUUAAAUUGAUAUUUCUAAUUUCCUUUUGGAUGGCAAAGAAACGUCGAGCUCGACAAACUCGAGUUCGAGCUUUAA